This is a messenger RNA of Teleopsis dalmanni, 947 nucleotides long. RefSeq names its product charged multivesicular body protein 3-like. NCBI's taxonomy places the organism in Eukaryota, Metazoa, Arthropoda, Insecta, Diptera, Diopsidae. Gene Ontology annotation, biological process: endosome transport via multivesicular body sorting pathway; late endosome to vacuole transport; protein transport. Gene Ontology annotation, cellular component: ESCRT III complex; multivesicular body. The transcript has 3 exons. The record is from RefSeq and is a predicted model, not a curated record. Bases 222 to 893 code for a protein of 223 amino acids.
AAUAUAUAUUAAAUGUUUCUAAAAAUGUUUGAAUAAAUCUACAUUAAAGUAUGCUUGUACUGCGCAGCUGCAAGAAGAAUUCGUAAAGUCAAAACAUAAAUGACAUUUACUGUGACACAAACAAAUAAACAAAUCAAGUAAAUGAGUCACUUUAAGUAGUUUUAUUAAUUUAACAGUUUGUUUUAAAGAUCAUAUUACAAAAAAAAAAUAAAAAAAUAGAAAUGGGUUUAUUUGGUAAAACACCAACAAAAGAUCCAAAGGAGCAAGUACAAGAAUGGACGCAUAAAAUACGCAAAGAAGGCAAUCAGUUGGACCGCCAAAUACGCAGCAUACAACGCGAGGAAGAGAAAGUAAAACGUUCGCUAAAGCAAGCUGCGUCCAAAAAUGACCGGGACACUUGCAUCAUUUUGGCAAAAGAAAUUGUUGGGGCACGUAAGGCUAUUAAUCGUAUAUACACGUCAAAAGCACAUCUUAACUCAGUACAAUUACAAAUGAAAAAUCAGUUGUCGACUUUACGAGUUGCUGGUUCAUUGCAAAAAUCUACAGAAGUGAUGCAGGCUAUGCAAAGUUUAGUACGUUAUCCUGAAUUGGCUGGCAUAAUGCGUGAUAUGUCGAAAGAAAUGAUGAAAGCGGGUAUUAUUGAAGAAAUGCUCGAUGAAACAAUGGAUUCACUUGAGGACUCAGAAGAAAUGGAAGAGGAAGCUGCUAAGGAAGUCGAUAACGUACUUUGGGAAAUAACUAAUGGUAAACUGGGAGAAGCACCGCUACCGCCGGAAGGUAUUGCAGCAGAAAAGCAAGAAACACCCGCCGCUACAGUACGACAUGAAGCUGAAGAAGAGGAGGAAGAGGAAUUGGAGGAAAUGCAAACACGUUUAGCUUCUUUACGUUCUUAGAUUUAAAAAAUACCAAAUUGUGCGUUAAAAAUCUUAAAAUUUAAUACAAUUGCU